Molecule: messenger RNA, 1091 nt
Organism: Panicum virgatum (switchgrass)
Lineage: Eukaryota; Viridiplantae; Streptophyta; Magnoliopsida; Poales; Poaceae
Product: thylakoid lumenal 16.5 kDa protein, chloroplastic-like
Exons: 4
Coding region: 128-820 (230 amino acids)
Biological process (GO): photosystem II repair
Source: RefSeq, a predicted model, not a curated record
GCGUGCCUGUUUCCUUCGUGUUCUGUCCCCAACCUCUAGUACCUGCCUCUUUCUUUCCUCUUCCUCUUGCUGCUGCUUCCUGCUUCCUGGGGGAGAACAAGAAGAGAUUCUCCUGACACGAUCGCCAAUGGUGGCCAUUGCUACCGAGGCAUGGGCGCUCGCCGGAUGUGGCGCGGCGGCGCAGGAGUUGCCGGUGCAGCAGCUCCCUCCUGCCGCAGCAAACAGGACCAAGAAAGCCCUAUCGCUCAGAGGCGUCAGCAGCAGCGGCGGAGGCCAGGACUGGCGUGAGGCCGUCGUCGUCGGCCGGCGGAGCGGCCUGGCGUCGUGCGUGCUCGCCGCCCUCGCGGCCUCGUUCUCCCCGCUCGCCGGCGACCGCCCCGCGCGGGCCAUGGUUCUUGAGGAAGACGAAGACAUCGAGCUGCUGGAGCGCGUGAAGGAGGACAGGAAGAAGCGGCUGCAGAAGCAAGGGGUCAUCAGCUCCUCAGGCACCGAGACUGAGUAUUUGCAGGACCUCAUCUACAAGUUGAGCAAAGUUGGGCAGGCCAUUGACAAGGACGAUCUCCCAGCCGCAAGCAGUGUCCUGGGCCCAAGCCCAGAUACCCAGUGGGUGCAGAACAUCAAUGCAGCUUUCUCCAAGUUCAGCUCAAGCCCAGAGGAGAGGAGCAUGGUGGAUAGCUUCAACUCCUCCUUGGCCUCACUGUUUACAUCAGUGAACAAGCUUGAUGGUGAAUCCUCCAAGUCGGCGUUUGUGUCGUCAGCGACAGCGUUGGAGAAAUGGAUAGCGUUAGCCGGACUGAGUGGCCAGCUCAAAGGCUUCUGAUAUGCGAGUGAAGUGGCUUCCUGACGAAUACCUGGAUGCUCCUCCUGGCUGAGACGUAUUGAUUCGGCACGUGUGAAUCUUCUAAAGAGGGCACCGUAAAUCCGUAACCGAGAUCUGAGUUCAUUCAGACAAGCAUGUGAGAAGAAUGGGUACUGCUUCUGUUCGUCUCCACUUGGAGAACAGCAACAUUCUCAUCAAGAAAUUGGAAUUAUUUGCGAUGUAUUGUGACACUAAUAGGAAAUGAAGCAAAAGUUGUUUUUGUUUGGUUGUA